GCCUGGGCGGUGCCACCCCCAAGCAGUUCUGCAUCGUGCAGGGGAGGCCGCUCGUCAGCUACACGGUGCGGGCCGUGGAGAGAAUGGAAAUGUCGGUGUCCUUCCACAGUCACUGGUGAAUGUGCCGAAUGCCUACUCUACUCUACUUGUUCUAUGGCUGUUCUGCAAAGAGGAGUGCACAGCUCUGAUUUUGGGGUGAGCUGGAUAUCUGACAUUAUUGUGGUGGUCUCUCCUGAAAAUAUCGAAACAAUGAAGUCUAUUAUUGAAAAAUAUGGCCACAAAAGAGUUACAGUUACAGGAGGAGGAAUAACUCGUCACCGAUCAAUUUUCAAUGGUCUGAAAUUAUUUUCGGAGAAUGAAUUUUCAAACAAUCAGCUCCAGAAACCAGAAGUAGUGAUUAUCCAUGAUGCUGUGAGACCAUUUGUUGAAGAAGAUAUUCUUCUAAAAGUGGUGAUGGCUGCUAAAGAACACGGGGCAGCAGGAGCAAUUCGUCCUUUAGUUUCUACUGUUAUUGCCUCUGCUGCAGAUGGAUGUUUAGACCACUCAUUGGAACGUGCUAAGUACAGAGCAAGUGAAAUGCCUCAGGCUUUUUUAUUUGACAUAAUCUUUCAAGCAUACCAACAGUGUACAGACUAUGAUCUGGACUAUGGAACAGAAUGUUUGCAUCUGGCUCUGAAAUACUGUAAAACAAAUGCUAAGCUUGUUGAAGGAACAGCUGACCUUUGGAAGGUGACCUACAAGCGGGAUCUGUAUGCAGCUGAAUCAAUUAUUAAGGACAGCUUAUCACAACAAAUUUGUAUUAUUACUGAUGUGAAGGAAGCUGCUGUGAAAGUAGGUUUUGUCCUUCAUGAAUCACUAAGAAGCCAAAUAAAAGUUGAAACUAUAUCAAUAUCUCUAAGCAAACAAGAUAACCAUCUACAGAACAUCUUUUCAGGACAGUACUACAAUUUUGUUUGCAUAAAUGAUAAAAAGUAUGCCACUGAAGAAAUCCAGCAGCUAGUGGAUAUGUUAGAAGAAUCAAACAUUCCUCUCUUACAUCCGGUUGUUCUUAUUUCAGUUCACUUGAAUACUUCAGAAAAUACUCCUUUCAGCAUUGAUUUGGAAGAACUAACUAGAAUGAAGAAAUUUGCAAGGGAAGUGAAAAGGAAAAAUGUUUUGGUUUAUGGUCUCCUUAUCCAGUAUAAGUGCUGCAAUUCCUGGCUUAAAAGAGUGCUUACAUUUUUUUUUACUCCUGGAGUGAGUUGGGCAUCAGACCAAGAGCAUCAAAAAUUAUUAUUCUCACUUUUCUUACAUGCUGUUCCCCAAAGGCAUCAUUUAACAGGACUAUUUCCCACUUCAGGAGACAGUAAAUUCUGCUGCUGCUCUUACCAUGGCACUAAUAAAGGACAGGAACCCUGAGCUGAUUGGUCAGCUUUUGGUAGCAUAAGGCCAUAAAUCAUUCGUAGCUUAUGGAAAUAUUUCUUUAUCAUCAUUCAUUCAGCAAAGGUCUUGGAUCAUUUAAUUUUUGAUGAAAACUCUGGAUUUAUGAUAUUUAGUAUUAAGAUCUUCUAACAACGUAUUUUUGAUACCUAAAAUGCAAGUCUGAUGUUAUGUAGAAAGUGUAAAAUGAAUGUAAUUCUGAGACACACUGGAUAUGUGCUUUGAAGAAAGAUACUGAAAUAUUUUUUCUGAGGUACUGCUCAUCUAAAAAUGUUCACAAAAGACAUCAGAAUAUUCAGUCUUCAUGUAGAACUGUGUUUAACCCAUGCAUGUGUAUUAUUUUGCAUUAAUGAAUUAAUCCUAAAGCACAGCUUUCGUUCUUUAGAUGAAAUUAUUUAACAUUUGUUGCUAUAUGUAUUAAUGAAUAUUUAAUAUACCGUAUGACCUUACUAACAUCAGUGGAAAUGCACGUUGCAAAAAGUGUUUGUUAGCUCAGUUCCCUGUCCUCCAUGGAAUAAAGAGUAACCUUGACACACAAAAAAAAGAUGUGCAUGGGAACAUUGAGGUGCUAUAGCCUGGUUUUCUGGAUCAGAUGUCCUCUGGCUGCAGCACUCCUUAGUACUAUUACUACUUCCAAUACCCAUGUGCCAUCAUUCAGAACUAGCUCCAAUAGCUUUUCUGAGUACAGUAUUAUCCACACUAGAAGUGUUCAGGGAACCUCCCCUUCUAUCUGUCCUAAGUCCAUCCAGUGUCCCUCUGAUAUCAGAUAGAUCAGCUACCUGCUUACUGCUAUGCUUUCCUGAGUACAGUCUCUUAUAUCUAGGUACAAGGAAACUGUAAAGAAUUUGCAAUAUCCUCAUGGAUCCUAAAUGUAGAACAUAAUUUAGCCAGGAAAAGGAAAUGGGUAGGUCAAGUGGAGAGUGUCAAUCUGGGUAGUAUUCAGGAUUGAUCCUUCCCAUGUUAGGCAAACUUUUGAAAAUCCAUCUCAAAUAAGAUUUCUGAUUUCAGCUCAGGAAUUUGCCUCUCCAUUAUCCAGCAGUGGGUGUGGAAAGUUCUUUCCUGUAGCUCAGCUAUUCAAGAGGAUAGAGGGAGAAGAGCUCUGACUGUUGUUCAACAACAGAGAUUGCCAAUGCCAGCACUGAAAGAGAUCCCAGCACUCCCACCAAGUUCCAGUCCCUCUGUUGUACGGACAAAACUGUGAGGAUAGAACGAUCCAGAUUUGAACUCUGCCCCUCCCCUUUUCCCCAGAUCUCUAAACAACUGCCUAAAAAUGGUUUAGCAGUAUCUGCUGAGACACCUCCAUCUUAAAUUACCUUUAGAAGCUGAUGUUGAUCCAAAACUUUCUUCAUUAUAGUAGUUGCAGCUGACUUUUCUGUAUCUAAAGCAUACAUCUUUUUCUGCUGAAACAGUUCUUAUCAUCUGCUUCCUUCUUUGAUUUUUUCCUAUCUAAUUUGAUUAGUAAUUUGUCCUUUUCUGAUGCUGUACAAUGUGGGCAUUUAUAUUAGUUCAGUUUGUGGUCAUACAAUAAGACAUGUUUUAUUCAUAUAUUUAUUCAUGCCUGUUCAUAUGCAGAGUAGUCAGAUAAACUCAGAGGAAAUAUUUUAUUAUUGGUAUCCAUAAUUUAACAGGACAACUUUCAAAAAUAAAUUUUCUUAUUACUUUUACAGUAAUGAAUUUUGUGAAGGAAUUUGUUUCACAGGCUUCUGAAAGAUGUGAUAGAAGAUGUUUCUUUGGCCAUAUUUUUUUUUAUUCUUUGCUUAAAGACUUAACUACAAUCUGUGAUGUAUUUUCCCCACAUUAUAAUAAGCAAGUAAAUUUUAAAAACUCUUCAUGUUUUCCAUCCACUCUAAUAUACACAUAUAAAGUCUUAGCACUGGAUUUUGUAUAAAUUGUCAUUUGCUUAAACAGAACCUUUUAUUUUGCUGUAUUGUUUUACUUAACUCAUUAUCUUAAAAGGAUUUAAAUCCAAUUUAAAAUAUCAUUGCAAUGAACUGCUGCAAAGAAAAAUGAUAUCAUGAUUGUUUUUGAAUUUCUUGUGAAAAGAGAACUAAUGAUGCCCAUUAAGAAGUGCAUUUCAGGUCCUCGAACAUAUUUAGUACUAAACACAUUGAAAGAUUCAGUAAUGUACUGUUAAUCAUCACGUUACAUAUUUAUUUAUUUAUUUAUUUUUAAAUUUAACCACCAUUUUAAAUGAUCUACAAUGACUGAAAAAUCCAGUCUGCGGGAAGCCAAACACUACCAGCAGAACAACUAGAACAGAUCACAAGAUAGUAGAGCAGCAGUAAAAAAAAAAAAGAAAAGAAACUGGACUGUGAGCUAUUGUAUAUCCAAAGUUAAAUGUUGUCUUGGAUGAUUGCUAAUACUUAUAAUGGGAAUAAAGAUGCAAAAUGAAAUUAAGAAACUGA
This is a messenger RNA of Meleagris gallopavo (turkey), 3824 nucleotides long. The record is from RefSeq and is a predicted model, not a curated record. Lineage: Eukaryota; Metazoa; Chordata; Aves; Galliformes; Phasianidae.